AUGGCAGCAGCUACCAUGUCCUCCGCCGCCGUCCACGAUGGGCUCCGUGUCGCUGCCCUGGACAAAGAAGACAGCAUGUUCCAAUCGAUCCCUCCCCCUCAAGUCCACACUCCCCCUACUACCGACGAGGCGAGCCACAAGGACGAUGACGCAGCCUCGAGUUCCUCCCUCUCCGAUCUCGGCGAUGAUCUUGAAGAUGAAGAGAACAGAAUGAGGUUCGAAGAAGCGGCUCGUGCAGGCGCGGAAGCCGAACAGUUCUCGGAGGUCAAGCCAGAUCGCUACGAGAAUGGCGUUCCUAUCUUCACUCCGACAAUGGAACAAUUCAAGGAUUUUCAGCGAUACGUGAAGGGCGUGGAUCCGUAUGGCAUGCAGUCGGGCAUCGUGCUGAUAGAUCCCCCUGAAGAAUGGAAACGUGCCCGCAAGGCCCUGGACGAGUUAGUCAAGACGAUCAAGAUUAAGAACCCCCUCACCCAAGAAUUCCAUGGCGCCCAAGGCAUUUAUACGCAGCGCAAUAUGGAGAAGAUGCGAUCCUAUAACCUCCCACAAUGGAAAGCCAUUUGUGAGCAGACCGAAAAUCAACCUCCCGCACGACGAGGGGAGAAACGUUUAAAUGCCGACAAGUUAUUGGGACGCGGGACGACCAGACCCCGGAAAUCCGAAGCCACAGGCACUCCGGAACCUUCAAAGGGUAAACCUGGUCGAGGAAAGGCCAAAUCGAUUAAAGAUGAACCCAGUGAUCACGACUCAACUCUACUCGCACCUCCUACCCCUACUAGUCCUGACGUCAAACCGGCUCCCCUAGACAAUGACGAAGGAGAAGAUGGAGCCAGAGACAAUACGGAACCGACGCCGACAAAGGGCAAACGAGGCAGAAAACCGGGAAGACCGCGAGGGCGACCGCCCAAGUCAUCCACCACCAAGAAGGAAGGUGGAGGCAAUGGGGCGGAGACUACUGUUGCAGCUCGGCGAUUGAGGAAUGCACGUGAGGCCAACGACGACGUGGACGAGGAAGCCUUCCGAGAUUUCGACUAUCGUGUCUAUGAUCAUGAUCAAUGGACAGCUGAACGCUGCGACGAGCUCGAGGACAAGUAUUGGAAGAGUCUCAACUUUAGUAACCCGAUGUAUGGUGCAGACAUGCCGGGGUCCUUGUUUGACGACGACACAAAGGAGUGGAAUGUUGCAAAAUUACCCAAUCUGCUGGAUCUCCUCGGCGCGCCAAUUCCCGGGGUCAACACUGCAUAUCUGUACCUGGGGAUGUGGCGGGCUACCUUUGCCUGGCAUCUAGAAGAUGUGGACCUCUACAGCAUCAACUACAUCCACUUUGGUGCUCCGAAACAGUGGUACAGUAUCUCUCAGAAGGACGCACCCAAAUUCGAGGCCGCGAUGAAGACGUUAUGGCCGUCAGAUGCUAAGAACUGUGACCAGUUCCUGCGCCAUAAGACAUAUCUCGUUUCCCCGUCGAUCCUCAAGUCGAGAUUCGGAGUCACUGUCAAUAAAGUCGUCCACCGUGAAGGACAAUUCGUCAUCACCUUUCCCAUCGGCUAUCAUUCUGGGUUUAACCUGGGUUACAACUGUGCCGAAUCCGUCAACUUUGCCAUCGACAACUGGCUACAGUAUGCUCCCACAGCACGGAAAUGCCGAUGUGAAGCCGACAGUGUCUUUAUCGAUGUCGACUGGUUUGUCCGGAAGAUAAAUGGUGAACCGACACCAGAAUAUGAGGAAGUCGAGGUCACCGACGACGAAGACGACGUUGACGAGCCUAUGGACUUACCAACGCCUCCAAGCAGCGACCGCGGCAAGGUGAAGACAGCCCAAAAGAGGAAACGUGCUCCGAAAGACAUGGGACCGAAUAAGAAGGCGAAGAAGCUCAUCAAGAUCCGUAAAGUCAGCAAAAACCAGCCUUGUUGUCUCUGUCCGAACGACUUUGCGUGGGAGGAACUUUUGCCUACCACGCAUGGUCAGCGAGCACACCGCACCUGUGCCAUGUACACCCCCGAGACCUACGUUGCCAACAAGGACGGCAAAGAAAUGGUCUAUAACGUGGAAAAUAUCAGCAAAGCACGCCUGGAACUCAAAUGCUACGAGUGUCGCCAAAAGAAGGGGUCGUGUUUCCAGUGUUCGUCAGCCAAAUGCGCCAAGUCAUACCACGCCACAUGCGCUAUGCAAGCCGGCGUUCAGGUGGACAAGGGCGAGAUCGCUGUAUGGCAUGAAGGCGUGGAAUAUCGCGAUAUCGGGUUCGACUGGAGAUGUCGUCUUCAUCGGACUGUCAAGCGGACGAGGAUCACGAGUGAACUGUCGGCUUGCAACCACGCCAACAGCUGUUGGCAGAACGCGGAAUUCCGACAGUUUUUGUAUGAUCUGAAAGAAGGAGAAGUGAUCCAGUUUCAAGCUACCAAUAGCGACGACAUUGAGGCGGGUCUUGUUGUGGCAGGCUAUGAUGAGGGACAAGGUUCGGUGCUUGUCAAGAUUGUGCCCGACCUCAAAACAGCCAAGGAGGUUGAUCCCACGUCGAUUCUUUUUGUCGACAGUGCGACUUCAUGUUUACAGAAGCCUUCGGUCAGCGCACUUGAACUACCGGAAGAUUUGCAAGGAAAGACUGCUUCACUGCCCGAGUCCACGGAGAAGAAACCAAGCGCAGGCGAUCCUUUCACCGAGGAACCGAGAACUGAAUGGGCCGAAUUUGCUUCUGCAGAGCCACCUCUCAACAAGGAUCAGAAAGCUGUUGACCUCUCCAAGGACAAACAACUGUGGAUUUAUUUGGGAGAGUCGUCAUCAGAGGCGAAGGCCCAUUACACAGCUGAUCCCAACAGACGGGUGCAUGAUCCAACAUCAAACUUCCUGGAACUGGUUGCACCUGCGAAAUCUGUCAUGGCACCGCCUCCUCAACCGAAGCGUCAUUCUCUUGCGGUCCCAUAUCCGUUGCUCAACGUUGCCGCGAGAAAUGCUGCAAGGGUCAACAUCCGCCAGAACUCCCUAGGUAAACACGGGACGACACCCCGAUUGCCCGGAACAUUCAGCGGAACGACGCGCGAUCUCACCAUGAGCCAGAAUGAACACAAGAACCAACCAGUGGAUCACAAGUCCAGUCAAGUGAAGCCUUCACAGUACCGCGAUAUUGUCGCUGGUCAAGAAGCACGGCUGAAUGAGCAAGCAAGGAUUUUACAACGGCAGCAGGCUAAAGCUCAACAACUGGAUGCUGCCGAUCACGCGAACAGUAUGCCGCAUAACUCAAUUGGCAUUGACCAUGACGCCGUACAGCGACAAAGACAGUUCCAACAACAAGCAUCUCAGCAUGCUAAGCACAUGAAGGAAUGGUCGAAUGAUCCCUCUCUGCCUCCGCUCAACCAAUAUCAUGACCAUUUCCCGGCUUUUAGUACCAUGGAUUCAUCCAGUGGAUACGGUGUUACUUCAGGGAUGAGCCCGAGCGUACGAACACAACAGUACGAAUACAGUAACGACUGGAUGGCUCCCAGCAAUAACGGUCGGAAGUCAAGCUUUGGGACACCUGCAAACUCAGGAAUGCACUCGACGCUUUCGCCUCAUUUCGAUCCAUCACAAUCGGCUGAGAUCACCCCUUUCCCAGCAUUUGCUCCACAUUCGCACCUUCAGUUCUCAUAUCCGGGGGACUCCAGUCAAGGUUCCGGUACAAACACCUCCUAUCAGCCUUCGCCGAUGGAAAGCAUUCGAGCUGCUGCAAAUCAACCCCCUCCGCCUCCUCCCUCUGCCGAGGUUGAACGUCAACGGCGGAUUUCCAAUCCCGCCUAUCCUUUUAAGAGUCCCGACCAGAUCAAGGCGCAGAAGGGGGCGGAGAAGAUAUCGCCAUCUGGUAGUAGACCGAACAGCUCAUACAUGUUACCCAGCCCGAGGCUACAGCAUGAUUCGUACCUGAGCUCCAACACAUCGGCAAGCCCUGUGCACGCGCUCGACCCUCAAAACCCGCCUCAAUUUAUCAAUCCCAACGCCACACAGAUCAGCCCUCCGGGGUCAAGCGCUGGUCACAGAUCGGCUAGCGGCAGCUUCUCCGGUCUCGGGAUCCGUCCGACAAUGGACUCUUCUAUGCGGCCUCGCCUAAAGAAAAGUAUGUCCCUCGACAUGGAUAUCGACCUGGCCCCCUUUCCGGCCCAUUACAUGCAAAUGAAUGCAUACGUCCCGAAACCUUUGACAUUUGAUCCUUUAAGCCAUGUCAAUGCAUUCACGCCCUCCAAAACUCAGACCACGGAACCGUCAAUAGCAGCCCCUUCUCGUCAACUACUGGGCAGCUUGGAGAAACGCCCGGUGGGACCUAAUGGGCUCAGGCUUAACGAUCACCCAGUCCCCAAGCAGUUGACUGAUUGGGAAGAGAAGGGAGGCUUCUGGGGUCGUGUCGCAGGCUACUACAUUCAGAAACAUCAAACUGCAGCCACAGUGUACAAGUCACCGUUUGCAGGCAUAGGCCAACGGGCAAAUGGUCGCACACUGGCCCAGAGAUAUUACGAUAGUCUGGAACCGGAGCAACAGGCCAGAAUUGAAGAACAUCUCCAAGGCCGGAUUGACUGA
Messenger RNA from Capronia coronata CBS 617.96, 4536 nucleotides. RefSeq lists its product as uncharacterized. The transcript is spliced from 3 exons. Gene Ontology annotation, molecular function: histone H3K36 demethylase activity; histone H3K9 demethylase activity. Lineage: Eukaryota; Fungi; Ascomycota; Eurotiomycetes; Chaetothyriales; Herpotrichiellaceae. The record is from RefSeq and is a predicted model, not a curated record. Gene Ontology annotation, biological process: chromatin remodeling. Bases 1 to 4536 code for a protein of 1511 amino acids. Gene Ontology annotation, cellular component: nucleus.